AUGAUAACGAAAAUUCUGAACGGAUGGAGAAUUUCCUUUUUCUUCAAUCUGGCCACCUUCAUAAUUCAACAACUUGGAUUGUAUUAUAUCCUCUUCGAAUACAAUAAACUUAUAUUGCUGCUAUGCACCUUCGACAUAUACAUUUUUAUCCAUUUUUGUUUCAACAACUCCCAAUCGUUUGCUGCUGUUAAGGGAGGGAAUUGCUGGAUACUGUAUGUCUACUCCAUCUCUUUUAAAGUAAUUUUUAUGUACUUUUUUGCUUUUAAUGAUAAUACUUAUUCAGAAGAUACAGACAAAGAUUAUUACAACAAAUGCAUUAUAUUUGUUCUCCUAAGUUUAAGUACUCUUAUAUAUACCUCCCUAUCAAUUGAAUCGCACAAACAGUUGUACCCAGAAGAAAUUUCCAUAUCAAAUGAAAAAAUUUUCCACAAUAACUUAAUCCUACAUGUUGCAAUAGACUUAUUUGAUAUAUUCGAUUUGCUGUUUACUCUUGUCAAGUUGUCUUACAUUGUAAGGAAUACAAAUUUUUGGAUUAAAAUAAUUGGAGGGGUACUAAUUUCUUUUUCUCUCUAUUUAAACGCUUAUUCAUUUCCUAUCAUUUCCUUAGUGACAGAAAAAAAUAGAAAAAAUUUAGAUCUUGGUGAUAUAUAUUUUUGCAGAAAACAUGCAGCUGUGAUUGGUAUUAUACUGGUUGAUAUUCCUUUCAUGAUAUUACGUUUUUACUUCUUAGCUUCCUACUUUUCAAGUGUUCAUUUCCCUCCUCUUCUAAUUAAAAAUGUCUGUUUCAUCCCAAUAAAAUGCCGCACUAUAAAGCACUGCAAUUUGGUCUUCGAGAGGUUACGUCGAAACAUAGACCACACAGAUAAUGCAGCUCAAGCUAAUGAAUCUCUUUUGCUUGUAAAACAUAAGAGUAAAAACAAUGUUGUAACGAAAUCAGACGAUAGUGCUCUCAUUCCUUAUGGUUCCCCAAAUGGAAACAAAUCAAGUUUUAUGAUGAACAGACCAUCCACGGGUUUUUUUAAGAAAAGGCCGAUUGUGUCGCUAAACGGCUUAGGGUGCAACAACUCCCUUGACUUCAAGUCGAUGCACUCGAUAAGGAAUAUCACGGAGCGACCAUCGAAUCAGGUAGCGAACGAGGAAGAAAAGGAGGCACCAAAUAAAGCGGCAUAUCAGGCGGCAAAUCAGGAAGAAGAUCAGACAGGAAAACAGCUAGCAAAUCAGCUAGCGAAUCAGCUAGCGAAUCAACUGGCGAACCAUACUCCGAACCAGCUUAGUGGCGCGAAAAAGAAAAAUGAGAGAAGAAGAUGUGACGGGUUGCAGGAAUUUGUUCACGCUGACGAGCAAGGAAAGACACAAGCCCAAUUACAAGUGGAUCUGAAGGAGUACUUUGAAAACAUGAUUGAAAAGCAGGUAGAAGCAUUACGAAAGCUAAACAUAAGAAAAAACAAAAUUGGAAAGAAAUUCACCAUGAAUAAACUGAUGUAUACAAAUGGAUCGAACAAUGAAAGGUAUCAUUGCUAUUUGGAUGAUAGUCUGAAGGUAUCUUAUUUGAAUCAGAUACGUUUAAUAAUUCCAUAUAUAAUAUAUUGUGUAGGGAAGAUUUCAAUGUCCAUUGUGAUUUAUUUUUUUUACACCAAAAUAGACAUUAAUGAAUUGAAAAUAAUUUUAACCCAAUCAGAUAUGUAUUUCAAAUUAUUUGAGCAUAAUCAUAUAAUGUUUAUCAUUUCGUUCUUUAUUAUCCUUGGGAAUUCAAUCAUAUCUUUUUUCUGUUCUAUAUUUUUGUCUAAUAUAAUUGAAGUUUUAUUUUUUACAUUCUUCAUAUUUAUAAAAUGUGCAUCCGAUUUUUUAUUUCUACUAUUGCUUGUAUAUAAUAACAUUUUCGAAAUAUUUUUGAGGAAUAUGAACAAGUCAGAAAUGUAUGCACCAUAUUUUUAUCUCCUAUUCGCAAUCAUACCGUCCUUCAAAAUUAUAAGGAAUAUUUAUGUAUUCUUGUGCUCACUCUCUGGAAGACAAUUUAUAGGUUAUAUAAUUCGUCCUUUCAUGAAUCAGAAUAGUAAAAGUAAAUUACCAACUUUUUUAAGUAUUAACCCAGGAGGAGGCAUAGAAGGAGUGAGUGAUUAUUCCCCAAGUCGAGUCUAUCACACUGACGAAUUGAAUCUGCUAAGUACUAAUGAAUCAAGCUAUAAAAACAAUUUCAAAGGAGAUUAUAAAGGAUUCAUAUCAAUUGCAUCUCUUUUAAUUUACAUUAAUACAAAACAUAUGCAUGGAUUAUCAUCCCUUUCAAUUCUGAUAAUAGGAAAUAAUUUUAUCAAAAAUUUAAGACUUAAUUAUAAUUUAAAGAAUAAUCAUGUCUUACUCAUCCUUUUAACAUUUUUCACCAGAUUUAUCUUGCUUCUUUUUAUUUGCAUCCAUCAUAAAUCCAAAAUUUUUGCAGAUGACUCUGUUCAAAAAUUUUACUUUACAGUUUUUCUCCUCUUUACCUUGGAUAUUCUUUUUAAAAUUGGCUAUCUCGUUAUAUCACACAAUAAACGAUUGUGUGCUGCCUACAAUCUACACCUCAAAUCCAUGUAUCAAGAUAUCUACUACAACACCAGGAAUAGACCAUACCAGCAGAAGCAGAACUAUUACUUGAAGGAUCUCUAUGCCAAGUACCAGCUUAACAGCUUUUACGUUCGUACGGUUCCCCUCUUUUCGGAGUUCAUCUAG
Plasmodium gonderi is the source of this 2706-nucleotide messenger RNA. RefSeq lists its product as hypothetical. The transcript has a single exon. The record is from RefSeq and is a predicted model, not a curated record. Bases 1 to 2706 code for a protein of 901 amino acids. Lineage: Eukaryota; Apicomplexa; Aconoidasida; Haemosporida; Plasmodiidae.